Messenger RNA from Chara braunii, 1572 nucleotides. Lineage: Eukaryota; Viridiplantae; Streptophyta; Charophyceae; Charales; Characeae. The record is from the annotation of a GenBank genome assembly.
GCUAGUUAGUGUGGUACAGUUUUGAUAUUCCAAGGUCACAAGCUAAUUCUCUCCUUCCUCUCUCUGGUUGGCCCUUUGGCGCGCGUCAUUUGGCGUGACCUUGCUUGCAGCGGAAAAUACUGGGCCAGUGUUCGAGCCGCUGCCCAGCCCCUGUUUCACUCUGCGCGCAUGCGAACUUUCGACAAGGUCAUCGGUCGGUCCACAUCGGUUCUGUUGAAAAGGCUGAAGAGUGUGUCGGAUGGAGUCGAGGAGAUCAAGAUAUCAGCCUGGUUCAACGCACUUGCAAUCGACACCGUUGCGGAGUCCGCAAUCGGGAUCCCAUUCUGCAGCCAAGAGCAGAGUACAGGUGCAGAAAAGGAUCUCCUUGAUGCCCUUGUCAGCUACGUCAAGGUGUCGGAUUUCGGCUACGAGGUGGAUCUCGUCGACAAGCUGGAGUUUCUUGGCUGUAAUGUGACCCUUCUCCGCGGCUUGAUUGCCUUAUUGGCCCUUAUACCAGGCACUAAGCGGUAUAGGAUUCGACAGAACGUUUUGUUCAUUCACAAAGAGUGCCAAAAGAUAGUCGCAAGCAGGGGGCUUGCGGCCUCGGGGAGUCAUCAUGGUUUGCACCCCCCCCCGCCCCACCCCAGCAGUAGUAGUGGUAAGCAGGGAAUGGAGGAGGUAGAGGAGCGGACAAGUGCAACGCAGAUUAAGCGAUCAUCGGAGGAGGGGAAAAAGGAGGGGUCAUGGGGCACAACAACCCUUACAGAGGACUUGUUAUCGGUGCUGACGAAGGUGAAGAUAGUCCCGGAAUCUGCCGUCGACACAAAGGCAGAGAAGAAGCCUCUCACAAGUUCCCAAAUUGCGAGUCUGGUCCGCGAGCUCCUCGUAGGAGGCACGGAAACAACAGGAGGUACCUUGGCAUGUGCUGUGUACAUCAUCGACAAGUACCCUCAAGUGAAGGACAAACUCAGAGCAGAAAUCGACGGCUGGUAUGUCAAGAAGCAGCGGGAGUUGCAGGGAGAGGUCGAAUUGAGUGACGAACUCAUCCCAGAUGCAAUCGAGAUUGUGCAGCUCCCGUACUUGAAUCAGGUUGUACACGAGGUUUUGCGGGUAUUCCCCGUCUUACCAGUCCUUGGCAGACAAGCCCUGCAUGACUGUAAACUGGGAGAGUGGUUUAUUCCAAAGGGUACCGUGGUGGAGGUUCCUUUGUGUGCAAUGAAUUACCUGCCUGAGAAUUUCCCAGACCCAGAGGUUUUCCGCCCGGAGCGGUUCGAUCCCUCGUGUGACGAGCAGAAAUAUAGACACCCUUACGUUUUCCUCCCUUUUGGGCUAGGCCCACGAAUGUGCCUAGGCAAGAACUUGGCAUUGCUGGAGGUGAAGACUUUGCUUUUCUUACUCUAUCGCCAUGUGGACUUGCGAGUCGUGAAGGACCGUGUCCAGCUGGAUGCCAAUGGCAAUGUGGCAUUGGACGUGGGCGCGACAAUGAAGAUCAAGGGUGGCGUCUACGUCACCGUGCAUCCACGAACAGCCAUGUGACCAGGCCAGAGAGGCAUCUACAGGAGCACAUGCUGUAAAUCAACAUCUACAGGAGCA